Panonychus citri (citrus red mite) is the source of this 893-nucleotide messenger RNA. RefSeq names its product homeobox protein XHOX-3-like. NCBI's taxonomy places the organism in Eukaryota, Metazoa, Arthropoda, Arachnida, Trombidiformes, Tetranychidae. Gene Ontology annotation, biological process: regulation of transcription by RNA polymerase II. The transcript is spliced from 3 exons. Gene Ontology annotation, cellular component: nucleus. The record is from RefSeq and is a predicted model, not a curated record. Bases 143 to 721 code for a protein of 192 amino acids. Gene Ontology annotation, molecular function: DNA-binding transcription factor activity, RNA polymerase II-specific; RNA polymerase II cis-regulatory region sequence-specific DNA binding.
UGGAUACAUAUAGUUGAAACUGUUCGUGAUUGUGAAGGAUUUGCCAUUCAAAUAAUUGAUUUACUAAUUGUGUCAACUGAUUUUCUUGUUUCAAUCAUCAUUUACUAAUAAACUAUAGUUUAAAGUGAAACAAUUAAUAAAAAUGGGCAAAGGACCAACUAAAGAAAAAAGUUCAACCAAAGGUAAACACGAUUCAAAGGAUAAACAAUCGGAAUCGACCACUCGACGGUAUCGAACUGCGUUUACUCGUGAACAAUUAACCCAACUCGAGAAAGAAUUUAUCAAAGAGAAUUACGUUUCGAGACCUCGCCGAUGUGAACUCGCCGUUUCCCUCAAUUUACCCGAAUCUACGAUUAAGGUUUGGUUCCAAAAUCGGAGGAUGAAAGGUAAAGAAUUCGAUAAACGUCAACGAAUGCAAUUGACGUGGCCAUACCCCGCCGAUCCUGCUAUCGCUGCUUAUAUACUUGCGAUGGCGGGAAUGAUUCCCGAUCAAGCGCUUUGGAUGCGAGCAUUGGGCUCAACUUAUCCUGGAAAUCCUUGUAUGAUGGGACUUCGAGGUUCGACCAGUGGUUCACCUCCCGUUACAAUUGGACCAAUAACAACACCGCCAACCUCAACAACUCCUACAACAAUUAAAACUGAUUGUUCAUCUUCAUCCUCAUCAUCACCUAAUCAUCAACACCUCCAAUGGAAAUUUGAUAAAAUUUCAACAAAUUUCUAAAUUUAAAUUCUAAAUUGUCUCAUCUCAAUAAUCAUUAUAAUUAUAUAAAUUAUUAUCAUCAUCUCAUCAUUAAUCAUCUCAUUACUAUUAAACCAUCAAUUAUUUAACCGAUUAAAUUAAAAAUAAAUUAUUGAUUAAUACACGACCGUUAAUGGUCAAUGAAAAAACUAAA